Molecule: messenger RNA, 5382 nt
Organism: Symbiodinium natans
Lineage: Eukaryota; Dinophyceae; Suessiales; Symbiodiniaceae
Source: the annotation of a GenBank genome assembly
AUGGAGCUUCCACCAGCGAAGCGGUUGCGCACGGAUCCGGACCAGAAGGCGGCCCUUGUGCAAAGGCUGCUGGCUGCAAAGGAGGGCAGCGGAAAGAGCUUUGAUGAGAUCGCUGCGGGUCUUGGACUGACGAAUGCUUACACAGCCAACCUCUUCUUCAAUCAGGCGCAGCUGAAGGCCCACUCAGUCAAGAAGCUCAAGGAGCUGGUGCCAAAGAUCUCCGAGGAAGAUCUCGCUGCCAUGCAGAGGCCGCCGAUGCGGAGCUUUGAUCCGGCAAUCCUACAGGAGCCCAAUGUUUAUCGCACCUACGAGGCGGUCACACACUAUGGGGAGGCGAUUAAGGCGUUGAUUAACGAGCAGUGCGGCGAUGGCAUUAUGAGCGCCAUUGACUUCUACUUGGAUGUUGGCACGACAACUGGGAAGAAGGGUGAGAAGCGAGUUGUGAUCACCAUGAAUGGCAAGUUCUUACCCCACGUGGAGCAGAUGGCUACCGACAACACGGAUGAGCCCUCAGUCUUUCAUUGCUUUGGUGGCAAGAUAACGAGCCGGGCUGAGAUCCGGCUCUGGCGUCUGCCUCAGGGCUUGGUCUGCCAAGGUGGAGCUGCCCCCAUGGACCGAACCGCCCGAGGAGGUGGCCAAACACUCCAAGGCUGGGAAGGGGCCAUGAACAUUUUCCAUGUUCUCUUGAUCCGCUUCGUUGCUUUGGGCGCUGCUGCUGCGGAGGAAGGGCGGCUGCUCCAGCACAUCGCGCUGCGGGUCUCGCUGGAAGAUGGCCGCGACAUGCCAAGAUCCAAGAACCGCCAAUCAUUUUCUUUUAUCGGUUGGGGCCGUUUCUCGCUUCGUGUAAACGUGGCAGAGUGUUGUGAGACCAUAGAAUCUAGGCCUUGGAGUGAAGCCGCACGGGUCGUGGAGGCUUGGGAUGCCGAGCUGUUCCUCUCCAAAGGUGCUGAUGACGAGCAGGCUGAAGGCCUCAGAAGCCUCAGCGACGAUAUCGUCUUCCUCCAUCUGACCAUGGCAUUCCUUUCCGACGAGUGCACGGUGCCUUUGUUGCUUCCGCCCAUGGGGACGGAGUCGAGUGCUGCAGCGCCAGCAGCACCCUUGUCAGCCGCUGUCUUCGGGGCUGGCCAUCCGGCUCACGCGUGGAGCUUCCUGGUCUGUGACUGUGCAGAGGCCGCUGCGCCCUCGGAGGCGCCGCGCCGACGAGGUGCCGUGACCCCACUCCAACGUUUCCUGGCAUCCGCAUGGUGCUCGCCAACGUUGGUGUGCGAAACAGCUUCCUGGCGCAUGGGUGGUCGGCGCGUGCUGCUGCCGUACACCGUUUACAAGGUCUACCGUCAGCUUCGCAGUCAGGAACUAGAUGGACUGCGUAAAGCCGCGCUGGAUUGCAUCGUCAUGCAGGCCAAUUCGCCGAUGGCGUCGCUUCGAAAGACAGCCAUGAGGGCGUUGAGCGACUUGGUGGACAUGGACAUCUCCGUGCUGAGCUUGAGGGCAGUGGAGGAAACCGUGGACAUGCGUCUGCGUGACGAGUCGUCCUGGGUACGGCAGGUGUCCUUGGAUCUGCUUGGACGCAUUCUAGAAGGCAGCCUGGCGGAGGCAGUUGGAUUGGCAGGGGCCAAGCGGACUAGCGCAGAGGGCAGUCAUGGAGGUCUCACCUUUGCUGAUGCCUGCCAGGUUCAGAUGCAAGCGCGCGGGAUAUGCUUCGGUUUCACAAGACCGUCCGAGGGCAGCUGCCUUGGAUCAGGGCUGCAUGAGGGUGCGGUAGACAGUCCCUGUGUGGUCACUGGCCUUCAUGGCAUCGCGGUUUCGAUGUGCGGCUUUGCUGCUGGCAGCGCUCUUCUGCUCUUUGCUGAGGCUUCGCUGGGCCUUUGUGCUGGCCAGCACGCCCUCGAAGAGGAUGACGGCGUCCUCGAUGGCACAUUCAAGGAGGUGGCGCAAAAUCUGAUUGACUCCAUGCCUUUGCCUGCAGACGAAAAGGAGGCUCACGAGGCCUAUCGAAUGGGCCUCUCUGCGCAGAGCGACGGAGAUCUGAAGGAAGCCGUGCGCUGGUAUGCCCGCGCACUGAAGAUGGAAAAUGAUCCUUUCGAGCGCGGCUACAUCCUCUACAACUUGGGCAUCGUUUUCGCGGAUAAUGGCGAGUUCUCGAAAGCAGCCAAGUACUACUUAAUGGCAGUGGACCAGAACUACCAGCUUUACUCUGCCUGGAAUAACCUGGGCGUCAUGUACCACGCCCAGGGAGUGAAGGCGGAAAGGGACUUGCGCUACGAGCGCGCGGAUGCCCUGUACGAGAAGGCCGCGGAGUACUGGAAUCGAGCCGCGAACCUGGCGCCGGGACAGUAUGCAGACGCUGAGCGCUGGUUGCUGGAAAACGGACGGGCGCAGGGCGAAUGGACCCUGGCUCGGCAGCGUGUGAACGACACGGCGGUUAUCGUACGGCGACAGGCCACCAAGAUUCUCAGCGCCUUUGUCCUGAACCACCCAGAUCAUCCGGACGUGGUGCCGGUUACGCUGGACCUCUUGAGGCGCUCUACAGACUCGGAGGCAUUGCGAAACCUUGUCCUGGGCACGUUCGAGCUCCUCUGGUUCAUGGAUGACGAGCCUACUCCGGAGGCCGCUCGGCAACUCUGCCGUGUGGUGGACGCAUCCCGGAGCAUGAUAGCCGCUGUGGGCGAUGUCUUACAAGAGCUGCUUCGGCGCUUUCGGAAGUCUAUUGGCUCCCGCAAGAACUCCAAAGGAUAUGAGUUCGCCAUCCGUCGAUGGACUACCUUGAUCCUCAAUGAGUUCGUGCGAACGAAGUGCGGGCAGGGCGGUGCAGAGACCCCAGCUGGCAAGAGAGUCAAGGGUGUGAAGGGCGAGCCGCAAGCAGCCGAAAGUGCCGAGGAGCUAUGGCUGAUGCGCCGAUCCCUUCUCUCCACCUUGGAGGCAUUCUCGGCGACGCAGCCCAAAGACUUGCUAGUUCACUUGCGGCCACUCACAAUCUACCUCGCACUGGAGGAUGACUCGCCGCCUGAGGACCAGUGGGUGGCCAUCAAGGUCUGUUGCAUCCUCGCCUCGGUUCUGCCGUAUGUGGCAGAGAGGCGUGGUCUCAUGGAUCAUCGGCAGGUUCAGGUGGACUUGCAGGCCUUGAUUCGGAGCCAGCCCUCUAGUGGAGUUCAUGAGGCCGUGCGAUGUCUCUGCCUCGUCGUCAAGUUUGUCACAGGUGACUUGGCUCAGAUCGUCUCCCACCUCAACGUGGCGGUGCCAUCGCUCGCACGCCUCUGCGCCAUGGCCGAGCAGAAGAACGCUGGCCUCGAGCGGAUCCAGCUGUUGUACAUGAGCCGUCAAGCUUGGGUGCUUGCAUCCAUCAUGGAGUGCCUAAACAUCGAUGACUAUGUUCAGAUCGAGGGUCUCAGCGCUGAGGAGCAGCCCAAGCGUCGCUUGCUGCCGCGGUCGGAUUUGAAGUUCGACUUUGUUGGCGACUCUGUGGCAUCGACUGUGCUGGAUCUCCUACUCAGGUUGAACGCUAUAGGCGAGCCGCAGCUGCGCGCAGUGGCCGCGUCUUGCAUUGGAUUCUUCCUGAAGGGCCACCGCGGCUUCACGAAGGAUCGGCGCGUGGUGGAGCUUCUGCACAGCGCCUUGAGCUCCAGCGACCUCCUCCUUUGCAGAAAAGCGCUGGAAACGCUUUCAGCACUCCUGAGCCACUUCCGUUCGGAGGCAGAUCGGGAAUCCAGGGCUGGCGCGACCGACUUUGCCGACAGCCGAGAUGGUCGUGUUGCUGGGUCACAAGGGUCACAAGGGUCGCAGAUUGUCCCAAAAACCGGUAAAUCGGGCACCACGAAGACCAACUCGGCCAUAGAAGCGGCUCAGCCCCUGGCCGCCUUUGCAGACGUGGUGCUUUCACACAUUACGCUGGCGGGCAGUGUCGGUCCCGCUGUGGGCCGGGAACCGUUGGAACGGUCCCCGAAAAAGGCGCGCUCAAAGCGAGGCCGCAGUGCGCCCUGUGAGGAGGAGGAGGCACCACUGCAACCGUCGCAGCCGGAGGCUGCGGAGAAGGCUGAAGGUGUUCUUCGAGUUCGUGUAGAGGCUCUGUCUGUGGUCCGACACCUCCAUCAGCAGGGCUUGGUGAAUCCAAUGACCGUAUUGCCCAAAGUCUUUGCUUUGACAUUUGCUGGAGAUCCUCGACUGUCAGAGCCGGCAACGGCCAUGCUGAAAGAGAUGCUGGAGCUGCGGCCUUCCCUGCUGCUCAACCGCCUGGAUGAGGCCUUCAGAGAGGCCUUCUUGGCGCUCCUGUCGGCGGCGACCACGCCGGUCCGGCUUGGCGAGGCCCUCGUCCCUCAGCAGCUCCUUGGACUGGGCGAUGUCUACAUGGAGCGCUUUCGGAAGCAGAAAACUUUGCGGGACACGUUUCUUCGGAAAGCAUUGCGCGAGCUGCAGCGGCUACAAACUACCCGCUCAGAGGAGCGGUUUGCAGAGCUGGCUGCCCUUGGAGUUGUUGGCGUGGAAGAUGCAGGCGGCUCCAGCGGCACGAGGAGAGGCGGUACAGGCCGCAUUCCGCUUCGGCAGCAGCAGCAACUUCUCUACGCCCAGUUCCUGGCCUCGGCAGUGACCUCCCUGCCAUUUUCCUUUGAGAAUGAGCCCCUACUCGUGAUUUUCGAAUGCAACCAUCACCUUGCCCUGCAUGCUGGGGCCUUGCUCGCGUCCAACGACGGAGCCGUGAAGGAGAAAGAAGCACUUACACCUGAGCAGGUCUUCAUGGAGGCGCUCUCCAUUGUCAGCUGCGUGGUCUUGAAAGCUGUGCUCAAGAGAGAGUACAACCUCUCUUCUGAGCAAUGUGCUACCUUCAACCCGAAGGAGCUGCGGCAGGAGCGGAUCAAGGCAUUUCCGACCGGAGGCUUCGGUCGUAGUGAAGACGGGCAGGUGCCUGCGCGCAAUCGUUUCCCUGCUGGCGAUUGGCUGGAGAAGAUCUGGCCGUUAGUGGAAAACUUCGGGCGCCCGGAAGAGAUCAUCUCGUACAUCCGGACGAUCACAGAUGCCGAUCCCUGGGACGACAGCAAAUCACGGCACGAGGCCAAGGUCGAUGUGCUGGAGGGCCGGCGGGGCCGCAAAGGCAAAGGGCUGAAGGCGACGAAGGCUGAUGCCUCAAAGGGGACAAAGGCUGCCAAGAUGAAAGAGACAAAGCCAUCUGCGGGCCGCGGACGUGGCCGCGGACGUGGCGAGCCGAAGGGGAAGCCGGCCAAAAAGAAGGGGAGGCGGAGGGGCGCUUACGACUCAGAAGAUGACUCCGACUGGGAGGAGCCAGGCGCUCCAAAGCGGCCGCGUGUGCAGGCGCAGGAGCCGGCUGAAGCCGACGAUGCCGCUGCGCAGGAAGAGUCUGAGGAGGAGCUGGAGGCAGAGGAUGCGGACUGA